UUCUCUGUUUUGUCCACAGGUUGCUGGUGGGGGCCCCUCGGGCAGUGGCCCUUCCGCUGCAGAGGGCCAACCGGACAGGAGGCUUGUACAGCUGCGACAUCACCUCUCGGGACCCGUGCACACGGAUUGAGUUUGACAACGAUGCCGACCCUACCUCGGAAAGCAAGGAAGACCAGUGGAUGGGGGUCACUGUGCAGAGCCAGGGUCCCGGCGGCAAAGUGGUGACAUGUGCUCAUCGAUAUGAAAAAAGACAACACGUUAACACAAAGCAGGAAUCCCGAGACAUCUUUGGAAGGUGUUAUGUCCUGAGUCAGAACCUCAGGAUUGAAGAUGAGAUGGAUGGAGGAGACUGGAGUUUCUGUGAUGGCCGACUCAGAGGCCAUGAAAAGUUUGGUUCUUGCCAGCAAGGCGUAGCAGCUACUUUUACUAAAGACUUUCACUACAUUGUAUUCGGAGCCCCGGGAACUUACAACUGGAAAGGGAUUGUUCGCGUAGAACAAAAGAAUAACACUUUUUUUGACAUGAACAUCUUUGAAGAUGGGCCUUAUGAAGUUGGUGGAGAGACUGACCAUGACGAGAGUCUAGUUCCUGUUCCUGCUAACAGUUACUUAGGCUUUUCUUUGGACUCAGGGAAAGGGAUCAUUUCUAAAGAUGACAUCACUUUUGUAUCUGGUGCUCCGAGGGCCAAUCACAGUGGAGCUGUGGUUUUGCUCAAAAGAGACAUGAAGUCUGCACACCUUCUCCCCGAGCACAUAUUUGAAGGAGAAGGUCUGGCUUCUUCCUUUGGCUACGACGUGGCAGUGGUGGACCUCAACAAAGAUGGGUGGCAGGAUAUUGUGAUUGGAGCCCCACAGUAUUUUGAUAGAGAUGGAGAGGUUGGCGGUGCAGUGUAUGUCUACAUGAACCAGCAAGGCCGGUGGAAAAAUGUCAAGCCAAUCCGUCUUAACGGAACCAAAGACUCUAUGUUUGGCAUUGCCGUCAAAAAUAUUGGCGAUAUUAAUCAAGAUGGCUACCCAGACCUUGCAGUUGGAGCUCCCUAUGAUGGUAAUGGCAAGGUUUUUAUCUAUCAUGGCUCUGCGAGCGGAAUAAACACCAAACCAACACAGGUUCUCGAGGGUAAUUCACGUUUUUUUGGAUAUUCAAUUGCUGGAAACAUGGACCUUGAUAGAAAUUCCUACCCUGAUGUUGCUGUUGGCUCGCUGUCAGAUUCAGUAACUAUUUUCAGAUCCCGGCCUGUGAUUAAUAUUCAGAAAACCAUCACAGUGACACCCAACAGGCUCGAUCUCCGCCAGAAAACGGCCUGCGGGGCGCCCAGUGGGAUCUGCCUCAAGGUUAAGGCCUGCUUCGAAUAUACUGCCAAACCCGCUGGUUACAAUCCUUCAAUAUCCAUUGUGGGCACACUUGAGGCUGAAAAGGAGAGAAGGAAAUCCGGGCUGUCAUCGAGAGUUCAGUUUCGGAACCAAGUUGCUGAGCCCAAGUAUACUAAACAGAUCACGCUGAGCAGGCAGAAGCAGAAGGCGUGUAUGGAGGAAACACUCUGGCUGCAGGAAAACAUCAGGGAUAAGCUGCGCCCCAUCCCCAUAACUGCCUCCGUGGAGAUCCAAGACCCGAGCACGCGGCGGCGAGUGAAUUCGCUUCCAGAGGUUUUUCCAAUUCUGAAUUCCAACGAGCCCAAGACAGUCCAUACAGAUGUGCACUUCUUAAAAGAGGGAUGUGGAGAUGACAACGUGUGCAACAGCAACCUUAAACUAGAAUACAAGUUUUGUACCCGGGAAGGAAACCAGGACAAGUUUUCUUAUCUCCCGAUUCAAAAAGGUGUUCCAGAACUAGUCCUAAAAGACCAGAAGGACAUUGCUUUAGAAAUAACAGUGACAAACAGCCCUUCUGACCCAAAGAACCCCACCCGAGAUGGCGACGACGCGCACGAAGCCAAACUCAUCGCGACUUUCCCGGACACUCUGACUUACUCCGCGUACAGAGAGCUGAAGGCCUUCCCUGAGAAGCAGCUGAGUUGUGUUGCCAACCAGAAUGGCUCACAAGCGGACUGUGAGCUCGGAAAUCCCUUUAAAAGAAAUUCCAGUGUUACUUUUUAUUUGAUUUUAAGUACAACUGAGGUCACCUUUGACACCACGGAUCUGGAUAUUAAUCUGAAGUUGGAAACAACAAGCAAUCAAGAUAAUUUGGCUCCAAUUACAGCUUCUGCAAAAGUGGUUAUUGAACUGCUUUUAUCGGUCUCUGGAGUUGCCAAACCCUCCCAGGUGUAUUUUGGAGGGACCGUCCUUGGUGAGCAAGCUAUGAAAUCUGAAGAUGAAGUGGGAAGUUUGAUAGAGUAUGAGUUCAGGGUUAUUAACUUGGGCAAGCCUCUUAAAAACCUGGGCACAGCAACCUUGAAUAUCCAGUGGCCGAAAGAAAUCAGCAACGGCAAAUGGUUGCUUUAUUUGGUGAAAGUAGAAUCCAAAGGAUUGGAAAAGAUAGCUUGUGAGCCACGGAGUGAAAUAAACCCUCUGAACUUAAAGGAGUCCCACAACUCCAGAAGGAAACGGGAAAUUGCCGAAAAACAGAUUGAUGGUAGCAAGAAAUUUUCACUAUUUGCUGAAAGGAAAUACCAGACCCUUAACUGCAGCGUCAACGUGAACUGCGUGAACAUCAGGUGCCCGCUGCGGGGGCUGGACAGCAAGGCCUCGGUGCUGCUGCGCUCCAGGUUGUGGAACAGCACGUUUCUAGAGGAGUACUCUAAAAUGAACUACCUGGACAUCCUCGUGCGGGCCUCCAUUGAUGUAACUGCUGCCACCGAGAACAUCAAGCUGCCGCACGCAGGCACCCAGGUGAGACGGGCCCCAGUCCGCACUCGGAGCAAAACCCCCUGCCCAGGGCCCAGGAUGUGCUGCCUUGGCCUCAUUCCACAGCACGGCGACCCUGUCAAGGAGAAAUCCCAUAACGUCUCCAGGUGCUGCCACCGCACGCUGUAUUUUAAUGGAAUCACCGAAGAAAGGAGUGAAUCCUUCAGUGGGGCCUCUGGUUCUGCAGUGCACAGGGUAGACUUGGGAGCUGCUGCUCGAUGGACCCGGUGCACCUCCCCACAUCACCACCAGCCUGGGGACAUGAGACCAGAUGUGGGGCUCACAGCUCCUCAGUGUGGAUUCUUCAAACGCUCUAGGUACGAUGAAAGCAUUCCCCGAUACCAAGCUGUAAAGAUCCCGAAAGAAGAGCGAGAGAUCAGAGAUGAAAAAUACAACGACCACCUGGAGAAAAAGCAGUGGAUCACAAGGUGGAAUGAAAAUGAAAGCUACUCCUAGGGGCCAGAGGAGCGUCACAGCCCCCAACUGCUUUUGUAUUCCCCAGCUCAGAAAUCCAAAUGGUUUCAAAGCCUGAUCCCUGACUAUUGAGUUCAGACAGACUGCACCAUAGUACGAACCGACAGUUUUAACUGCUGUGGACAUUGUUACGUAGCCUACGGCUGCUGUUCUGCACAGCCAAAUGUAAGACUGUUGGAAUGGAUUUUUCUUUAACUGCCUUAAUUUAACUUUCCGGGUUGCCUUUGUUUUUGGUGUGGCUGACUCACACGUGCGGGGGAAGGCCCCGCCCAGUUGCACUCAUCUGACAUCCUCCCGCUAGUGUAACUGGAAGAAGGCGCCCGUGGCCACCGUGUCAGCAGAGUGACUGUCGGUGCUGCCUCUGCAAGCAUUCUUCCCAAUAGGACUGGAGAACCUGCAAGUUAACUGUCCCCCAUCACAAGACAAUGCCGUAGGGGUAGCUGUGUUUCCAUUUAAAGUGCUAUCUAAAUUAAAUGUGCAAUAGAAGGUGAUGUUGCCAUCCUGCCAUCUUUUUCCAUUUCCCAGAUGUGUGAAUACCUGUUCACACCAAAGACAUCCAGGUUUCCUUCUCCCUUUUCACUAAAACACACAGGCGCAACUGACUUGAAUGCUAGUUAUCCUUAUUUGUAUAUGGUAUUUAUUUUUUCUUUUUAACAAACCAUUUUGUUAUUGACUAACAGGCCAAAGAUUCUCCAGUUUGUCCUGCAGGUUGGAGUAAGCAAUCAGAAUUAGAACAUGGGAGGUCAUUGGUUUGAUCUAAAGUAUUUACUGCAAAAAGAAAAUAAUGCUUUAUAAAUGUACCAGAGUUGUUAUAAUUUACAGAUAAGUUAUUAAAACAUCUUCCUUCAUGACAUCCCUUACCUUGACCCCCUCCCUCCAAACCCAAAAGGUUUGUUUAAGAAAUAGGAUUAACCGUUCGAAGUUUUAAUUCUGGACAGACAAUGGAUAUUUUUGAGUUUGGAGCCCUGUGUGACAAUUCUGAAUUUUAUGUUAUAACUUUCAGGAACUCUUGGGAAAAAAAGGGGGUUUAUUUCUUGACCUUUCACUGCUGUAUUAUACAGGACUUGAAAGAAAUGGUGAGUGCCUAUGGUGGAUCCAAUCCGAUCCAGUGGAAGACUACUGAAUACCCGAUACCAAAAGUCAGAUUAGAACAUCAUGACUUUUAUGUUUUAAAUAUUAUUGGAAUCACGUCAUGUGAGUCAGAGUUCUAUUUUUUUGCUGUGUUUCCUCCCCUAUGUAUAUUCCCCAAAUUAUUUUAGGACUACUCUAACAAGGACUUUAACUUGUUUUUUAAGUGUAAAAGUGGAGGAGGGGAGGAAGACAUUAUUCUUCUAUACAUUCAAUAGAGACUGAAUAGAUAUGAAAGCCGGAUUUUAAAAAAUGAUUGUGCUUCAAGAUGUUAAGUUAUAUGGGGAGCAAGAGCAAACCAGGUGCUAAUUUGUUUGGAUGUAAUGUAAGCUGUGUCUCAUUCUUUUGAAAACAAAAUACAGCUAUGUACCAUUGUUGCUUUGGAGUUUUAAUUUUCUUUCCUUUUCGGAAAUCUUAUACCCUUAAGAUACUAAGAACAUUACUCUAGUUGUACUUUAGAAAUUUCAUUCACAAAUACUGUUUUCCAAAUGAUAUUUUGUUUACAAGAAUUUCUUGAGAUCAGGUCAUAACAGUGUUUAAAGUCUCAGUUUCUUGCUUAGGUAACUUGGAACCCAAUGUACUGGCUUCAUAGGUUGCUAAGAAGCUGAUAUUUUGAACGUGUUUAUCGGCCCUUGUUAUAAAGACGAAUGUCCUUGGGAAGGGGUGGGGAGGUGGGUGCAAGGGUGGCUCAACAACAAAGAAACAAGAAUGUGGUGGUCUUUACGUUUGUAGUUACGAAAAAUGUCAUCUCAAGUCAAGUCACUGGUCUAUUCUCAUUUGAUACAUUUUAUACUAAAUAGCAUUGUAAAAUUAUUUCAUGGUUAGAAAAUACCUGUGGAUAUUUGUACAAAAGUAUGAAAUAAAUUUUUUUAUGAAAGUGUU
Molecule: messenger RNA, 5324 nt
Organism: Myotis davidii
Lineage: Eukaryota; Metazoa; Chordata; Mammalia; Chiroptera; Vespertilionidae
Gene: ITGA6
Product: integrin subunit alpha 6
Exons: 23
Coding region: 180-3296 (1038 amino acids)
Biological process (GO): leukocyte migration; cell-cell adhesion; cell adhesion mediated by integrin
Cellular component (GO): external side of plasma membrane; integrin complex
Molecular function (GO): integrin binding
Source: RefSeq, a predicted model, not a curated record